UAUUGUGAUAUGGAAGAAAGCGAAGAUGUGCCAAAAGAUUUUAUCAAGCUCAAGUCUGAAAAGCUCUCUGUAGAUGAAGUGUCAGAGCUGGUUGUUUCACCAUACUGUGGGGCAGUGUCUCUGUUCAUUGGUACUACAAGAAAUAAUUUUGAAGGAAAAAAAGUGAUUCACUUAGAAUAUGAAGCGUAUACUUCAAUGGCAGAGACGGAAAUAAAGAAAAUCUGCAGAGAUGUUAGACAGAAGUGGCCUUCAGUCAAACAUAUUGCAGUGCACCAUAGACUUGGUGUGGUUCCAAUAACUGAAGCAAGUGUAAUUAUUGCAGUCUCCUCUCCGCACAGAGCAGAAUCCCUUGAAGCUGUAAUGUACUGCAUCAAUACCUUAAAAGCAUCUGUUCCGAUAUGGAAAAAGGAGAUUUAUGAGGAUGAAUAUUCUUGGAAAGAAAACAAGGAAUGCUUUUGGGCAAAUUCAGAAAAAUAAUUGUACUCUUUUGAAAAUAAAGACUUACUCUUCCUAAUGAA
Serinus canaria (Common canary) is the source of this 518-nucleotide messenger RNA. RefSeq names its product molybdopterin synthase catalytic subunit. The record is from RefSeq and is a predicted model, not a curated record. Gene Ontology annotation, biological process: Mo-molybdopterin cofactor biosynthetic process. Gene Ontology annotation, cellular component: cytosol. Gene Ontology annotation, molecular function: molybdopterin synthase activity. Lineage: Eukaryota; Metazoa; Chordata; Aves; Passeriformes; Fringillidae. The transcript is spliced from 4 exons. The coding region runs from base 10 to 477 and encodes 155 amino acids.